GUGUAAUCCCCCGUACUAGUAGUAGCAGUCGCGCUUGCACCGAAGUUUAGCCGCGCGGUUGCCCUUGGAGUGGCUUGUGGUUCGCAGGGCUCAGGCUGAUGUAAACAAAGGCUACCAGAUUUGACCGACAAGGCCGCACAGCGUACGACGACACCAUUAGAAGCAGUGUUUUCAGAUUGAAGCAAGAUGUGUGAAGGCAGUGAUGGGUAUUCCAGGCAUACUCAAAGAGAUCGGCAAGGGUGAGCGGGUGGCAUUGGCAAAACUCGCCAUAGAACACCUGGAACAAUCAAAGCGUCCUCUCAGGUUAGCCAUUGACGCAGCGAUAUGGAACUUCCAAACCCAAGCCGGCCAGGGUGGGAAGAACCCCGCGUUGAGAACGCUAUUUUAUCGACUGGUGAAAUUGCUCGCUUUGCCUAUCGACCCUGUCUUCGUCUACGACGGCAAGAAUAAACCCCUUACCAAACGGGGCAAGACUGUGUCGAAAUAUGGCACUUGCAUCUCAAACGAGAUGUCAAAGAGGCUCGUCCAGGCCUUCCGCUUCCCCUCUCACACCGCACCAGGCGAGGCUGAGGCGGAAUGCGCCAUGCUUCAAAAACACGGCCUCGUCGACGCAGUCAUGAGCCAAGACGUCGACGCAAUCAUGUUUGGCUCCUCUUUGACUUUGAGGGAUUGGUCCAAAGAAGCGUCUAAACACAACAAAUCUCCUACUCACGUAAAUGUGCUUGAUCUUGCACGAAUCAAGUCUCUGUCCGGGCUGGACCCUGACGGCAUGAUUCUCGUGGCCUUGCUAAGUGGGGGUGACUAUGAUGAGGCUGGGGUGCCUGGUAUCGGCUCUACAUUGGCCUGCGAAAUUGCAAGGGCUGGCUUUGGGGCUGACCUCGUGGAACUCGCGCGCAAAAACGAUGAAGAUGGUCUUCGGGAAUGGAGGGAGAGACUGGAAUUCGAACUCGAGACAAAUGAGAGUGGCUAUUUUAGAAGACGCAAGAAUGUCAAGCUCCCGGAGAAUUUCCCGGAUCGAAGAAUCCUGGGAUAUUACAUCAAUCCGGCAGUUACACCGGAAGAUCAACUGCCAGCACUGGAGAGCAGGUGGAUGAAAGCAUGGGACUCUGAUAUUGAUAUAGAGGCACUGAGGACCUACGUUGGGGAAACAUUCGACUGGCUGUACAAACCCGGCGCGUGGAAACUUGUGCGUGUCAUGGCACCAGCUCUACUCGCUGAUGGUUUACGCCGCGGCGUAGCCAAUUCCCACAUACAUUCGGUCGAACAGAUCACAGAGCGCGGCAAACAUUUCGUCAGUGACGGUAUCCCCGAACUUCGGGUGACGGUUAUCCCGGCUGAGGUUGUUGGGCUCGAUCUGGACGCCGAGGAGGACAGCCCAGAAUAUUUGGAUCGUCUUGCUGCCGAGGAGCAUGGCGGAGUCGACGAAGUUGGCAUUGCUGGCGAUGAUGAUAUUACACCAUCAAGUCCCUCCAAGAAACGGAAGUCUCCUCCCUGGUUACCUCAUGCUCCGGAGAAGAUGUGGAUUGCCGAGACCAUCGUCAACAUUGGGGCGCGCGAGCAUGCGGAUAAGUGGCGGCAGAUCCAAGCCGAGCCGAAGAAGUUCGCGACACGCAAGAGCCGAAAGCAAACAGAAGCGCAAAAACAAAAGAAUACCGGUGGAAUGCAGGCUGGUGCGCUCUUGGGCUAUGUCGUUGCAUCCAAACCGUCAGACCGAGAAAAGUCUGUGCUCGCCUCUGAGACCUCAGAGUCGUUAUCACCUUCGCGGAGAACCCGUAUUGGCCAUGAUUCCCAGCCAUGGACCCCUACAAAACCCCGACCGAUUCAACUUGAUAAUGUGGACUCGCCCGCCAUAAAACACUUUUUCAAGCCUAGCAAAGCCCGGUACGCAGUCGAUGGCGCCGAAGAAGCCUUGAGGCAAACAGUGCCUGUCGCAGCAACCAAACCCGACUCUAAUAGUAUGUCCAGCCUCCGGACUCCUCCAAUCUUGAAAGCAGCGUCUCGUGAGGAUCCGUUCCUAAUAACGUCCUCACCCGUAAACGAGACGGGGACCACAACCGAGGGUAUCUCCACUGGAAAUGCUGACCUCCAAUCUGAGCGAAUUCCAGAUACUGUGACACGGCGCAAGAAGCGGGGACAUGGGAAAAGAGACGCGAAGGUUUUUGAUCAUGAGGGACCAAGCAGCGAAGAACCUGCCUCGCCCACAACCAGCCCGGUCAGACCAAAGCGGACCAUUGAGAGUUUCUUUGCUCCUUAUAUAGCUGCAAGUCAGCAACAGUCGCCCUCCAGGCAGGUCGUUCCGAAUGGGGUGACAAAGGAGCUUGUCAGGAAUGGAUCGGAUCUCGCCAGAGAAGAGAUCGAAAAGCCCCUGGGCAGACAUCUCCGGGCGAUUCCGCGCCCGAGCCUCCCAGGAACCUGGAGAGAAGCACCGGAUGAUGUCAACCGGAAUAGCCCGCGCAGGUUGACCCGGGCCGCUCCAAGAGUCAGUAUAGUCGACCUGACCGAGUGUUGAUACAUUUGAGUUCGCCUAAGGGCGCUUGACUUUCCAGAAAUCUUUGUUUUCGAAGAAUCCUUUGGUACGAGUGAUCUCGACCGCAGCGGCCUCGAUGGUUGCGAUAGCGCUGGGUUUGUCGAUAUGGACUUUUGCGGCUUUAUGGCCAUAGUUGAUUGUGACUAUUUGAGCGACGGCGGUUGCCAAAGCUUCUAAUGUGUGAUAUGCCGACCCACCGACUUUCUGUUUGGACGUUUGUCAGUAUUGCUAAAAAAGUUGGGCAGUUGGAAGGUAGCGUUUACUUACUUCGACUAUUUCUCGUACCAUGUCAUGCAAUGCUACUGUGUAGGACUCCUCGGGAGGCUCGGAGCCGACAGCAGCGGUCAUCAGAGGCAUAGUGAUAUCAAUGAAUAAUGACUGUUGGUAAAGACG
This is a messenger RNA of Exophiala dermatitidis NIH/UT8656, 2920 nucleotides long. Its product is annotated as DNA excision repair protein ERCC-5. The record is from RefSeq and is a predicted model, not a curated record. Bases 203 to 2509 code for a protein of 768 amino acids. Gene Ontology annotation, molecular function: 5'-flap endonuclease activity; crossover junction DNA endonuclease activity. The transcript is spliced from 2 exons. Lineage: Eukaryota; Fungi; Ascomycota; Eurotiomycetes; Chaetothyriales; Herpotrichiellaceae.